This is a messenger RNA of Mytilus trossulus (common blue mussel), 1860 nucleotides long. RefSeq names its product beta-1,3-glucan-binding protein-like. Bases 114 to 1820 code for a protein of 568 amino acids. The transcript is spliced from 14 exons. Gene Ontology annotation, molecular function: hydrolase activity, hydrolyzing O-glycosyl compounds; carbohydrate binding. Gene Ontology annotation, biological process: carbohydrate metabolic process. Lineage: Eukaryota; Metazoa; Mollusca; Bivalvia; Mytilida; Mytilidae. The record is from RefSeq and is a predicted model, not a curated record.
GGGCAUUUCGAUCUAGACGUUCUUGAUACCUAAAGAUGUUUAUUAUAGUGACGUGUCAAUAGUUCCCAUAUAAGAUAAGACUGGUAGUACAUAUAAAGAUAACAUACGUACGUAUGUACAUUACAAACGGAUUUUUAAAUAGAGCAAACAUGUGGAAGUUAUUGCUCCUUUGCAUGCUGGGAGUCAGCCAUGCACUGGGUCCUGCAGAGUUUACAUUAUCAUCAUCCGGACAAAUGAAAGUGAAAAUUCCUGAGGAUGGUUUUUCAAAAGUUGCCAUACAUUACAACGUUAAUCAGGAAUUACCAGGUGUUACUGGGUCAAGAUUUGGACAUGAUUUAGUCACGCCGAAUGGUGGUUUCUUUGAAUGGCAAAGUACUACGCAGGCCAAAGAAGGAGAUAAGAUACAUUAUUGGUUAUGGGGAGAAAAGGGUGGACAGGGAGAGACACAAACAGAUUUAAGCGGCGUUGUAGUAUCUGAUCACACAACUACUCAACAGCCUAUACCAAAACCAACUUCUCCUCAGCCGAUUGUUACAAACAAACCAGUUGGAACAGCUUCUCCAACCCAAAGCGGAAGUGGUGCUGUAACUUCAAACAGCAACGGUCAAACAGCUGGAUUAUCAUCAGGAGUGACAUCGUCUGUUGGAACAGCCGGAAGUAUACACAAAGGAAGUCAGACCGGCAGUUCUGGAGGUUCAAGCGGAGGAAGUGGAUCUGGUUUCAUGGUUGGCGGAUCAAGAUAUCAUGGUCCUAGUAAAUCUAAUACAGUUAAUUGCACAUCGUAUCCAUGUUUGAUAUUUGAGGAUGAUUUCAACACUUUGGAUUUCUCUACAUGGGAGCAUGAGAUCACAGCAAGCGGAGGAGGCAACUGGGAAUUUCAAUACUACACAAAUAACAGAUCCAACAGUUAUACUAAAGAUGGGACACUGUUUAUCAAACCGACACUAACAUCAGAUCAUUAUGGGGAAAAAUUUCUCACCAGUGGUAGCUUGGAACUAUGGGGUGGUUCUAGCGGCGAUAUGUGUACUAGCAAUAUGUGGUGGGGAUGUAAGAGAGACGGAACAGCCGACCAUCCAAUAAACCCGAUUCAAUCUGCCAGAUUACGUAGUACCAGGGGUUUUACCAUGAAAUAUGGAAAAGUUGAAGUCGAGGCUAAAAUACCUACAGGAGAUUGGAUAUGGCCUGCUAUUUGGAUGUUACCAGUAUGGAAUGCUUAUGGUCAGUGGCCUGCAUCUGGAGAAAUUGACAUUAUGGAAUCAAGAGGUAAUAUCAAUUACCAUGAUGAUAAAGGCGUGAGCCAGGGUCACGAUUCCGUUGGUAGUACACUUCAUUUCGGUCCAGGAUAUCCAUUCGACCCAUAUGAAAAAGCACAUGGAGAAAAACACUUGACAACUGGAACCUUUUCAGAUAGCUUCCACAAGUUUGCAGUAGAAUGGGAUGAAACAAUGAUAAGAUUUACAAUUGAUGGAGAAGAAAUUCUUAAAACUGUUCCUCCACAAGGCGGUUUCUGGGAGUUAGGCGACUUUGAUAAGAACGCACCAGGAAUGGAUAACCCAUGGCGUGGAUCUUCAAAAAUGGCACCCUUUGACCAAGAGUUCUAUUUGAUUAUGAACGUUGCUGUUGGUGGUGUGGGUUAUUUCCCAGACACAUGGAGAAACACCCCUAGUGGCAAACCAUGGAGUGAUAAAUCUGAUUUCACCACCAGAGAUUUCUACCGUGCCAAGAACCAAUGGUACCCGACAUGGAAUCCUGACAAAAAUGAUGGGGAAGAUGCUGCACUUAAAGUCAAUUAUGUCAAAGUCUGGAAAAUGAAACCAUGAACUUGACUAUAUUUAUUUAUAAUUAAAAUGUGAUUUUGUA